Molecule: messenger RNA, 3042 nt
Organism: Lotus japonicus
Lineage: Eukaryota; Viridiplantae; Streptophyta; Magnoliopsida; Fabales; Fabaceae
Product: protein FAR1-RELATED SEQUENCE 5-like
Exons: 7
Coding region: 463-2892 (809 amino acids)
Molecular function (GO): zinc ion binding; nucleic acid binding
Source: RefSeq, a predicted model, not a curated record
UUCUACCAUACCCCCAAUGUAUGGUACACGACUGACGAGUUAUGACGUGUACCAAUGGGGGAUCGACACCUGGUACCGUAUUUAAAUAUUUGUUUCAAUUUUUAACAUUUUCCAAAAAUAUAAGAAAAAGACAUAUUUAUUAUUCAUUAUUAUUAUAUCCAAGUUGAGUUAAGGUUAGUGAACCCAUGUGGGUCCCCCUGUGGUUAACACAUUUCGAGGCUUUGAAUUUCUGAGAGGGAAAUUGAAGUGGGUUGUCACCUUUGGAGGGAGCAGAACAAAGAGUGCACGGCGGUGAAGGCGAUUAUGGCAGUGAAGGCGACAACGGCGGCGAAGGCUCCAUUGUAAGCAGCGAAGGCUUGUUGGUUAGCUCCUGAAGCUAUUUGAAGUGUUUGUUUGUGAGUUUCUUUCGGAAUUCGACAUUUAGGGUUCUAAGCUCUUGUUUUGUGUUACUUUGGUUAGGUAAUGGAAAGUAAUGUACAAUCCGGUGAAAAUGGAGAGGAAGAAGCCCAUGUCAGUUUAGGUAACAAUGGGCAUGAAUUAUCUGAGGAAAAUGGUGGUUCUACUGGAGUGGAGGAUGAGGACGAUGAUGGUGCUGUGUAUGAGAAGAGCAUAUUAGAUUUGACAGAAGAUGAUAUAAUGGGUAUGGAAUUUGAUUCUGAAGAGGAUGCGAUUAAGUUCUAUGAAAGAUAUGGUCAGUGUUAUGGUUUUGGUGUAAGGAAAGACAAUGUCUAUCGUUCUGCUAACGGUUACAUUGUUACUCGUCAACUGGUAUGCAGCAAAGAGGGGGUGAGGCAUAGAAAAUACGUGCAGCGGAGGGACCGGGUUAGAGUUUCAAAGGGAAUUACCAGGGUGUCAUGUCCAGCUCGCUUUCGUGUUCGCUUUGAAAGCAACUCAGUCCACUUGAUUUCUUCCUUUCGGCACCUCAAUGAUUCUGACAAGGCUCAGAUUAAUAGCCUUAAGCUACAUGGGGUGAGGACUUGCAACAUAAUGGGCUUGAUGCUGGGGCAGAAAGGUAGUCAUGAGGCAUUGGGUUUUACGAAGAAGGAUCUGUUCAAUCACAUUGAUAAGGAGAAGCGGAUAAGGGUAGGAAACGGAGAUGCAGUUGCUGCUUUGUCAUAUUUUCAGGCUAAGGCUGAGGGUGAUCCAAUGUUUUUCUUCAAGUAUACUAAAACUGAAGAUGAAAAUCUCAAAGACUUAUUUUGGAGUGAUGGAGUGAGCAGAGUGGAUUACCAUGCUUUUGGCGAUACAACAAUUUUUGCUUGUGCUUUGGUUACGGAUGAGUCGAUCGAGACUUAUAAGUGGGUUUUGGAGACAUUUGCUGAGUGUAUGUUUCAGAAGCACCCGAAAGGUGUUGUUACAGAUGGUGAUUUAGCAAUGAAAGAAGCAAUAAGUUGUGUCUUUCCUAAUGCCCGUCACAGGUUGUGUGGUUGGCAUAUUCAACAAAAAGCGCUACAGAAACUUAAGAAUUCAGACUUUUUGGAUGAUUUUAAAGUUCUGAUUUAUGGCAACUUCAAUCCGGAUAGAUUUGACCAUGUUUGGGCUAAGGUUAUGGAGAAGUAUGGAUUUGGUGAUGAUGAGUGGUUGACAAGAAUGUAUGGGAUGAAAGAAAUGUGGGCAACUGCAUUUAUGAGGGACAAAUUCUUUGCAGGCAUAAGAACCACGUCAAUGUGUGAAGGGAUCAAUUCAUUCAUCAAGAGCUAUGUUCAAUGUAAAAACAGUUUGAUUGAUUUCAUUCAUAAUUUUGAGAGGGCUGUGAAGGAGUACCGACACAAUGAGUUAGUUGCUGAUUUUAACACAAUGUAUACAGAACCUUUGCCCACUACUUCCCUUGGUUAUAUUGAGCGAGGUUUCUCCCAUAAAUUGACAAGGAGCAUGUUCAAUGAAGUUAAAACUCAGAUUCAAUAUGUGGGUGGCUUAAAUAUUAUCCAAAGAACUGAGGUCAAUGAUGUGGUGAUGGUGAAGAUGAACAAGGCUUUGUAUGAAAGGCGUGAGUAUGUGGUGUUAUAUGACAAGAAUUCUUCAAAGUUUGUGUGUGAUUGUGGUCACUUUGAGUAUUAUGGAAUUCCUUGUUCUCACAUGAUAUGUGCAAUGAGAAAUGAGAGACUGGCUGAAGUUCCUGAUAGUCUUAUUUGUAAACGGUGGUCAAGGACGGCUAAGGUGGACUACAUGAAUCAGAUUAAUGACACUGUUACUGGCAAUGAUUCAAAGAAAUUGGCGAUGUUAAGGAGGGGUGUGCUUUCUGCUGCUUGCAACAUACUAAGUGAAAUAGCUUGUGAGAAUGUGAAUGAUUUCUCUCAAGUCUUGCAGGACAUAUAUAAGUUGGCUGACAGUGUUCAAAGGCGUAGGGUGGGAAACAAAACCAUCCGCACUGGACCAUUCUUGAUUGGUGAUCCCGCUGUGGUGAUCACAAAGGGGCGCAAGAAGAAAGGUGGGAAGAAGACAAGGUUAUGUUCAAGAUGCAGAAUGCCUGGUCAUACAAUUCGCACAUGCCCGGAAAUGCGUGAAGGUCAAGGAGUUGGUUCCCACGACACUGCUAUGAGUGAUUCAUCUGUGGAGCUUGAUGAUGUUGAUGAGGUAUUGCCAUAUAAUGUAACUAUGCCUGGAGUCUCCUCACUUGAAGUUGCUGGAAAAGGCAAAGGCAAGGAUCAGAGUGUUAACGAAGCUUGUUCUCAAGAUUUGAAUUAUCCUUUUAUGACUCCUUUGACCCAGGAGUAUUUUCAUCCUGGAAUGAACAUCAUGGAUGGGUUCACUUUGCCAUCAUACCCUGGGAUUCGCAUAUGUGAACCUGGAUCUUCUACACAAGUCCCAACUUUUGUGGGUUGCUUAAAUGAAGUUGAGCGGAAGGCCAAGGCUGCACGCAUUUAUGUUAGCGAUAGCAGUGGAGAAGAUUGAUGUUGUUGGGGAUGAUGAUGCGGAGGAGUAGAUGGUGAAGACACUUUGAUUGACUGUAGUUUAGGUUGUGGUAGUUUUUGGAUUGAUUAAUGGAAAUGUUGAUACCUAAUAGCAUACACUUUAAUUAAUUUGCACUGUGUUCUGUUGGUG